CAAGAUGAUAAGACCAGGUGCCUGAAUUAAGCUAAGGUCUUUAGAGUAUACAACGCUAUAGCAGUGAGUCUCGUCGACAAUGAUGGUGUUGAGAGUCGUGUUUGUCGUAGCCGUUGUUGUGGGUGUUGUGUCCGGCGCCGCAGUGUGCAGUGACUGUGACGGGCCCGAGCCGGUGGAAGUCGUGACCUACUAUGAGUCGAUGUGCCCGUUCAGUAGGAAGUUUCUGACAACACAGCUGUAUCCAACGAUGAAACUCCUCCCCGACAACGUGAUGAACGUCACCAUCGUACCCUACGGCUUCGCCCACGAGAAGGAGGAGAACGGCAAGUGGGUGAUGUACAACUGUCAACACGGACCUUCCGAGUGUGUCGGGAACGCCAUCGCCGCUUGUGUUCUGAACAUGACGUCGUACGAAUCCCGGGAGUACAUGCCGAUGAUCAACUGUAUGGAGGUGAACACGAGGCACGGACAUCAGAUGGAGGCUCUCAGUAAGUGCGCCCUGGCGAACAACAUGUCUGAGCCUGAGAUUCUCACAUGCUACAACAGUACCGAGGGAAGUCAGCUCCACUACCAGAUGGGACAGAUCACCCACGCCGGCCACAUCCACUACGUGCCCCACAUCAACGUCAACGGUCAACACAGCAAAGUGAUCCAGUACAACGCCUACAACCACUUGCUGGAGGUGGUGUGUCAGCUCUACAAAGGACCCGAGCCUGCAGCAUGCAAGGCGAGGCAACAAGCAACACUAGUGGGGUAGCCGCAUCAGGAGAAGGUGCAGCUAUCCGUCUAUAAUGUCUAGGGUAGUACUUGUCAUACCUCACAUACAUAACGACACUAUACCUAAUUAAAUCAAGGUAUAAUGCCGUCCAUGUUACGACGAUAAUCACAAAAAUAUACGUAAAAUGACCAUCUUCAUCACAACGAAGUGAACAGGGUGAAUGAAAAUUCAGAUGUUGAUAAGGAUGAUGUUGAAGUUGCUGCUGCUGCUACUGCUGCUGCUGAUGAGUCUGUGUCACGAUUGAAAUAAUGAUGGCGAUACUUGUGAUGAUUAUCAUAAUAGUUGUGACAUUAUCAUAAUAAAUGUGACGACGACGUUGAAAAUUAUGAUAGUGAUGGGGAUAAAAACGAUAACGAUGAUUUAAUUUGACGUCAACGAAGAAGUUGGAGACGAUGGGGAACGCCGGUGAUGACGAGGCAGACGAUCGGGAUGAUGCUUCAGUUUUGAAGACAUUCCAAUUUGUGCUAUUGUAGAUCUACAUAUAGGAGUAUUGUCACAUCAGAGCUCCAGCCUUUCGUACACGUGUAGGUCUACAACCCUUCAAGACAAUGGCGAGACUGGCUGGAAAUAAUGGUAUACAUGGUUUUCUGUCUACCUUCACUUUCAAACUAUGUGACACUUUAUUGAAGGAUAAGACUUAAGACUAAGACCGUUCUUUACAAUAUUUUAUUGCUAUGGAAAAGGUGUUCCAUCUUUGUUCGUUUUGCAUGUGAGGUAUAAUGCUACACCAUAUAUGCUGAUAAACCGGUCUCACACACCAGA
Haliotis rufescens (red abalone) is the source of this 1540-nucleotide messenger RNA. RefSeq names its product gamma-interferon-inducible lysosomal thiol reductase-like. Lineage: Eukaryota; Metazoa; Mollusca; Gastropoda; Lepetellida; Haliotidae. Bases 80 to 757 code for a protein of 225 amino acids. The transcript is spliced from 5 exons. The record is from RefSeq and is a predicted model, not a curated record. Gene Ontology annotation, molecular function: oxidoreductase activity, acting on a sulfur group of donors, disulfide as acceptor.